This is a messenger RNA of Fusarium sp. VM40, 324 nucleotides long. NCBI's taxonomy places the organism in Eukaryota, Fungi, Ascomycota, Sordariomycetes, Hypocreales, Nectriaceae. The record is from the annotation of a GenBank genome assembly.
AUGUUAACGAACAGAACUCCUGUUGAAGAUCUGAAGAAGUGGAAUCCCAGUCUUGCUGAUACUUCCCCUUGCGUCAUCAGUAAGGAGGAGAGACACUGUGUCAUGCGUCAAGAUAACCCGGAUGAAUACAAAUCAUCCAGAGCAACUGUGACUAGAAACGAUUCCACUCCGUCAAAGGCGACACCUAGCGCCACAUGCACUAGCCAGACGGAGGCUUCAACGACGAAGUCGGAACGGAAAACCACUCCAUCGCCCACUGCUGCACGUAUUAGAUACCUUCUCGCCAAGAUCGCUGACUGGCAACACUACAAUAGCCCGCAAUGA